Molecule: messenger RNA, 2696 nt
Organism: Lactuca saligna
Lineage: Eukaryota; Viridiplantae; Streptophyta; Magnoliopsida; Asterales; Asteraceae
Source: the annotation of a GenBank genome assembly
AUGGAAAAGACUGUUUUACCCCGAUAUCUUGAUCCUUUUAAGCUAAAUUCCUAUACCCAUUUUCGGUAUUUCUUGAAUGCUUGUGUAUCAAGAAUAUCGGGCCAAGAAAACGGAGCUCCAAUGCCAACACCCUUUGACAUGAUGCAUGCUAAGAAAAAAGAGCUCAUGAGUAAUGCCAUGAAGAGAACUACUGAAUGGAUUUCCUCCCAGGAAAUCGCUAGUGAUGUUACAAUCAACGUAAAAGGAAUUUCUUUUUCAUUACAUAAGUUUCCAUUAGUGUCGAAAUGUGGUUACAUGAGGAAACUUAUGUCAAACUUUAAAGAAAGUGAUCGCAUAAUCGAAAUCAAUGAUAUCCCAGGUGGGCCCGAAGGAUUCGAACUCGCAGCAAAGUUUUGUUAUGGAAUAAACUUCGAAUUAACAAUUCAAAACAUUGCGAUGGCAAGAUGUGUGGCUGAGUUUCUUGAAAUGACAGAAAACUAUGCAAUUGGAAACUUAAUAGCAAGAACCGAGGCAUAUAUAAACGAAGUGGGACUUAAAUCAUUGACUUCUGCUGUUUCCAUUUUACAAUCAUCGGAAACUUUCUUGCCAAUUUCUGAAAAUGUCAAACUUGUCACACGUUGUGUAGACUGUAUCGCGUUCAUAGUCAUGAAAGAAUGUGAGUUCUCUUUGUCAGCAAGUGGAGGAUGUAGUAGUGAUGGAUUGGAUUCUUCAUCUUCUUCAUUUUGUCAUCUAAAAGUUGUUGAUUGGUGGGCUGAAGAUUUGAUUGUUUUAAAAAUUCAUACCUUUCAAAGGGUUCUUCUUGCAAUGAUUUCAAGGGGUUUCAAUAAGUGUGCAUUUGGUCCGAUUCUAACGCUUUAUGCCCAAAAGUGUCUCCAAGAUUUGGAGAUAUUACGAAAUGGCAAGAACAAAAGUGACCCAAAUCAAGAAAACGAGAAAAGGGUAGUUUUAGAAACAAUAGUUAGUCUCUUACCAAGAGAAAAAAAUGCCAUUUCAGUCAAUUUCCUUUCAAUGCUACUUCGAUCUUCAAUACACCUUGAAACAACAGUGGCAUGUAGGCUUGAUUUGGAGAAAAGAAUAGGGUUACAACUGGAACAAGCUGUGUUGGAUGACAUAUUGAUUCCUUCUUUUCGGUUUGAUGGUGACACAUUGUUUGAUGUUGACACUGUGCAACGAAUCUUGAUGAAUUAUAAUGAUGUUGAGGGUAAUUGUGAUGAUAUUCAGAAGAUUAGGAAGCUCAUGGAGAGUUAUUUUGCUGAAAUUGCUUCGGAUUGUAACUUUUCGGUGUCAAAAUUUGUAAAUCUUGUUGAAUGUUUACCGAAGCAAGAAAGGGGAAUGGAGGAUGGAAUCUAUAGAGCUAUUGAUAUCUACUUGAAGGCUCACCCGAUUUUAGGUGAUACCGAAAGAAAGAAGCUUUGCAAUUUGAUAAACUUUCAAAACCUAACCCCCGACACGCUUGCCCAUGCUGCCCGAAAUGACCGGCUUUCUGCUGAAACGGUAGUUCAAGUUCUUUACCAUGAACAACAACGGUUAAAAGAUAAGAUAGAUGAUGAUGAUGGAUCUGAAGUACUAAACCCAUUACCAGAUGAUCUUUCAAGUUUAGAAAAAGAAAAUCAAGAUUUGAAAUUUGAGCUCUUGAAAGUGAAAAUGAAAUUAAAAGAGAUGAAGAUAUCAAAUUCUGAUAAGUCACCGUUGAUUCAAAGAUCAUUCAUGAACACCAUAUCGAAAAAGCUUGUGAAAUUUACUCCGUUUUUUAGGGCUGAUCAUGGGGUUUCACCUUCUGUUACUAGAAGUACGAAUAAGCUAAGUAAAGACAGAAGGCAUUCUAUUUCUUGAAAAUCUUGCUAUAUAUACAUAUAAGUUGAUUGUAAAUUUUGUAUAAUGUUUGAGUAUAUGAAAUAAAAAGUAAGUUUAAGUAAGAUGAUAAUUGUAGAAUGACAGUAUGUUUGGAAAAAGGAAUAUAUUGAAGACAUUAAGAUAUCGUAAUUGUGUCGUAUGAUCUGACAAAGACAAGCUUAUAAAUAAUUUACUUUGAUUCUUUAACUAUAAAUAGAAUAGUUAUUGGUUUUGUUAAUAGCCAAAUACUUAUAUGUAUGAAUUAAAGUUCAUUCUUAGUUGAAAUAAUGUUAUUUUUUUUUCUUGAAAAGAACACGUUUAUUUGAUUUUGAUCCCGAAAAAAUUGGGUGCAUUAUUUUGGAUAUAGUGGCAGACAGAAUACAAGGAAUCCUUUCUUGUUGGAUAUAUAUGUAGAUACAAAAUUACAAAUGAAGACUUGACGAGCAACGUUUCAAGAAUCUUCAAAGUAAAGUAGGUGGGGUAGAGUAGGGGUAAUGUAUUUUUUUUUUAAAUAGCUAAAUGCAUGUUUUGAUUUUUGUUCGUAUUAGAUUAAUACAUUUGUCAUUAUUGGUGAAAUAUGAACAUUGAUGUUCCGAAAAUAUCCAUCAUAGACGAGGGAUAACUUUUGGCAAUGAACUCCAUCGAAUCCGGUAAUAAUCGCAGCAAACCAUCGGCGAUAGCUUUGGGAAGUUAGAUAUUCCAUGUUGGAGCAAGUAGUAUUUAUCAUUAAUAUUAUGUGGUUUAUUAUUUUCUUAUUUUGACUAAGUAUCCCUAUUGGUGGAUAAAAAAACUUUUGUGGGUUUAUAAUAGUAAUUUCAUUUGAAUUGUUUCAAAAACAAUUUGUUGGGAACAAUAAAGGUAGG